AUGUUGGAAGCAAGACUCCGGGAAGCCGUCCUGCUCAAAAAGGUCCUCGAUGCCGUCCGCGAGCUCAUUACCGAUGCAAACUUCGAGUGCAGCGAAGAUGGCAUCCGCCUGCAAGCCAUGGACAACUCGCACGUCGCCCUCUCGGCCAUCGAGCUCCGCACCGACGCCUUUGAAGACUUCCGAUGCGACCGACCCAUGAGCAUCGGCGUCUCUCUUGCCAGCCUGGGCAAGAUCCUCAAGGGCGCCAACAAUGAAGACAUUCUCUCGCUCAAAAAGAGCGACGAUGGCGACACCCUCCAGAUGACCUUCGAGAGCCCCAAGAGCGACCGCGUGGGCGAGUUCGAGAUGAAGCUGAUGGACAUCGACAGCGAGCAUCUCGGCAUCCCCGACACCCAGUACGACGCCGUCGUCAAGAUGUCGUCGAGCGAGUUUAGCCGCAUCUGCCGCGACCUCUCCAACAUUGGCGAGUCGGUCAAGAUCGAGGUGUCCAAGGAGGGCGUCUCGUUUUCCGCCGAGGGCGAGAUUGGGCAGGCGCGCAUGACGCUCAAGCAGGGCUCGGGCACCGCCGUCAGCGCCGACCUCGACGACGACGACGACGAAGAGGACCAGAAGCCCGCCAAGAAGAAGAGGAAGGCCGACGGCAGCAGCUCGAGCGCCGGCGGCGUCGUCCCCGUUCGCAUCGAGAUGCAGCAGAGCGUCAACCUCACCUUUUCGCUCAAGUACCUUUCCAACUUUGCAAAGGCCGCACCCCUCGCCGACGAAGUGCAGCUCCACAUGAGCAACGAGGUGCCCCUGCUGUGCGAGUUCGGCUUCGAAAACGGCUACGUGCGCUUCUACCUCGCGCCAAAGCUGUCCGAGGACGACGACUGA
This is a messenger RNA of Pseudozyma flocculosa PF-1, 870 nucleotides long. RefSeq lists its product as uncharacterized. Gene Ontology annotation, molecular function: DNA binding; DNA polymerase processivity factor activity. The transcript is spliced from 6 exons. Lineage: Eukaryota; Fungi; Basidiomycota; Ustilaginomycetes; Ustilaginales; Ustilaginaceae. Bases 1 to 870 code for a protein of 289 amino acids. Gene Ontology annotation, cellular component: PCNA complex. The record is from RefSeq and is a predicted model, not a curated record. Gene Ontology annotation, biological process: translesion synthesis; regulation of DNA replication; leading strand elongation.